Suncus etruscus (white-toothed pygmy shrew) is the source of this 567-nucleotide messenger RNA. RefSeq names its product dual specificity protein phosphatase 13-like. The transcript has 3 exons. Bases 1 to 567 code for a protein of 188 amino acids. Gene Ontology annotation, cellular component: cytoplasm. The record is from RefSeq and is a predicted model, not a curated record. Gene Ontology annotation, molecular function: protein tyrosine/serine/threonine phosphatase activity; MAP kinase phosphatase activity. Gene Ontology annotation, biological process: protein dephosphorylation; negative regulation of MAPK cascade. Lineage: Eukaryota; Metazoa; Chordata; Mammalia; Eulipotyphla; Soricidae.
AUGACUGAUGCCUCACUGCCCACGCUGAGGGGCACAACAGAGGACACCCCUGGCCCCAGUGUCCUGGAGCUGGAGGAGCUCCUGAGGGCAGGGAAGGUUUCUUGCAGCCGAGUGGAUGAAGUUUGGCCCAAUCUUUACAUUGGAGAUGCGGUGACGGCCAAUAAUCGCUUCGAGCUGUGGAAAUUGGGCAUCACCCACGUGUUAAACGCUGCCCAUGGGGGUCUCUACUGCCAGGGAAGCCCCGACUUCUACGGCACCAGUGUGACCUACCUGGGGGUGCCAGCCCACGACCUCCCAGACUUCGACAUCAGCACCUACUUCUCCUCAGCAGCUGACUUCAUCCACCAAGCGCUCUGCACCCCUGGGGCCAAGGUUCUGGUGCACUGCGUGGUGGGCGUGAGCCGAUCAGCCACUCUGGUCCUGGCCUUCCUCAUGUUGCGCCAGCAGCUGACCCUGCGCCAGGCUGUGAUUGCCGUUCGGCAGCACCGUUGGAUUUUUCCCAACCGAGGCUUCCUCCGGCAGCUCUGCAGACUGGACAGAGAGCUGCGAGAUGCCAGCCAGAGCUGA